AUGGAAGAUUCGGGAACGAUUGGCAAAAGAAAGAAAUUAUUGAGAUUGGGAGGAUUUGAGAUGGGUUUCGCGCAUGAUGAAGAGAUGAUGGAUGGUGGGGAGGGAAAUGAGGAAACGUAUUUUACCAGUGUUGAAUGGCCUGAUCCACAGUCGGCGUGGCUCUCGCGUUCCAAACCGUUGGUUUGUAGAUCGCUUGUGUCUGGUGUCCCGCUUGCUGGAGAGAUGAUAGAUGUGGGUGGAAAGGAUGGACUGGUAAUUUCCACCGGGAAGGGAGGUCAGCUUCCUGCGUGGUUUGAAUAUCCUAAACCACUGGUGCAUAGACCGGCUGUGUCUGGUGUCCCAGCUGUCGAAAAGAGUUCUUCAUGGUUUGGAGGGGAUGGUUACGCUAGGCCGCUUGUUCUCAGACCUGCUGUAUCCGGUGUCAUGGAUGCUGAAGGGGCUUCUUCACAGGUCAUGUGCGGCAAUCGUACUAAGCCGCUUGUUCUCAGGCCAGCUGCACAUGAUAUCUCUGUUGUCGAAGAGACUUCUCCACAAGUCGUACAGAAAACCCGCACUAAGUCACUUGUUCAUAGACCUGCUCUACCCAAAAAUCCCAGACGGCACAAUCUUGCAGAACAGGCGCGAAUCAUGCAACUACAAUCCACACUUCCGCAUCGACCUCGAGUAACUGACAAGUCUCGCGAUUCAAGACGCAGAUAUAAAGAGGCUGUGAGGAAGUGGACAGAACGCAAGAGAGAACGUGAAGAAAGGGAGAGACGGAAUGAGAGAAAGAAACUCGGCGAAAGCCGAGGAAGUGAUCAAUAUGAAAAUUCACAUCGCCAGAUCGAUCCUGCGAUCAUCAAACAAGACAUCCAGGACAUACAUGCAGAUCUUCCUCGCGCGGUUGGUAAUGAUGAACACGAAACGCUUCAAGCGUGUAAUCCGCCUCUUAAUGAGUGGCACGGGAUCAUCCCGAUUUCAGAAACCAAAAUGUCGACUGAUACACUAAUCUCAGUCCUUGUUGCCGAAAUCAUGAAAGAAAGACAACAUGUAGAUGAGGUGAAGAAUUUUGUUAACAAAAAGCAUACCCUUGAAGAAUGGCAGAAUUGGGGUAAAAUUCUAGCGGAGCGGAUGGAUAAGGAGAAGAAAAACUGGGAAGAGUAUAGAGAGAUGAGGAGGAAAGAAGAGUCGAGGGAUCAUGGAGGCCCAAAAUUCGAUACCUCAAUGAGGGGAGAAUGGGCAUGGGAGCCUCUUUCAAUCCAGUCGGUUUACGGUUGGCUAGACAAGCUUGACAAGGUUCUUGAAGAAGCAGAGAAUCGUUCACUCGAGACUCAUUGCGAAUUGAAGGAAGUUGAGAGGGAAAGUGUGGAGCAGAGGGCGGCGAAGCGCGAGAAAACACGGGUUGUAGAGAGAAAUGUGCGGGCCUAUGUUGACUCUGAUUCUGAUGAUAUGUCGGCUGUGGGAUCGGGAAAGCGCAAGCAAUUGCCUCUUCGACAGAAAAAAUAA
Molecule: messenger RNA, 1485 nt
Organism: Botrytis deweyae
Lineage: Eukaryota; Fungi; Ascomycota; Leotiomycetes; Helotiales; Sclerotiniaceae
Exons: 4
Coding region: 1-1485 (494 amino acids)
Source: RefSeq, a predicted model, not a curated record